This is a messenger RNA of Pseudovirgaria hyperparasitica, 474 nucleotides long. RefSeq lists its product as uncharacterized. Lineage: Eukaryota; Fungi; Ascomycota; Dothideomycetes; Acrospermales; Acrospermaceae. The transcript has a single exon. The record is from RefSeq and is a predicted model, not a curated record. The coding region runs from base 234 to 407 and encodes 57 amino acids.
AUUCGAAAGAAAUCAUUGAAGAUCGAGGAAAGAUGGACAAAUGUGUACCAUGUUGAAUCCAGAUCUUAUCAUUGUGUCAUUGCUUUAUCUGCUAGUGUAUCAGAGUUUUCCGGGCCACUCAAAGCGGAAUAGUAAGCCAUCGGUCCGCGGCUAGCUACUAUGCGACAAGUUACGUUACGCUACAUACGCUCCCCAACAAUGUAAGUCAACUGCUAUUCUCCUCAAUUUGAAACAUGAGGCUCCUAAGUCUCCACAAAGCCGAGAUGUACUUCACGACUUUGAUGUUAAUUAUACCUUUCCUCAUUAUCUCCGUAACCUCUUUUCGUAUCAUUCGAAGAGAUACUGAUGAGCUUAAAUGCGGUCUUACUAGUAAGACUCCAGCCUCAAGCAGUGAAUCACUGGACUAGCUCAUUUCUCUUCUUCACAGGCAACGCUAUCUUGUCAGACUGCCAAAACUUACUAAAUAACGAUGCG